GCGCAGCAUGAACUGGUCACAUGACUGUGGUUCACUUACAGGUUUAUCAGCACUGAGGUUUUUCCCCUCAGACACACACACAGUAGGGUACAGGCUGUGUACAGUAACCAUACCAGCCUGUAGUUUGUCCUAGUUUGAAAGCUGCUUUUCAGAGUCAACCAGCUGUCUCCUGCUCCGUGUCGAAGAUGACUUGGUCAGGUUUAGUUGUCGUUGUUCUUUCAGUCAUCCUGUCCGGUGUGUCUGCUGGAGUGUUUUUCACCCCAAAACAUCCGUGCUAUGUCCGCUCACCGAGGAGAGAGAACUUUGGACUGAAGACAGGUCCUCGUCCUCAUGAGUAUUUAAACGUUUCUGAUAUGCCAAAAUCUUGGGACUGGAGGAACAUCGAUGGAGUCAACUAUGUGAGCACGACCCGCAACCAGCACAUUCCCCAGUACUGUGGCUCCUGCUGGGCCCACGGCAGCACCAGCGCCAUGGCAGACCGCAUCAACAUAAAACGGAAAGCAGCUUGGCCUUCUUCUUAUCUCUCUGUCCAACACGUGAUCGACUGUGGUGAUGCCGGCAGUUGCCAUGGAGGGGACCACAGCGGAGUUUGGGAAUACGCUAACACACAUGGGAUCCCAGACGAGACCUGCAACAACUACCAGGCUAAAGACCAGAAUUGUAAACCCUUCAAUGCAUGUGGAACCUGCACCACCUUUGGAGUGUGCAAUAUUGUGAAGAACUACACCCUGUGGAAAGUGGGAGACUACGGAUCAAUCAGCGGAAGGGACAAGAUGAUGGCAGAGAUCUACGCUAGAGGGCCCAUCAGCUGUGGGAUUAUGGCCACUGAUAAACUGGAUGCCUACACUGGAGGUGUCUACUCUGAAUAUAGCGCAGAUCCUGGCAUCAACCACAUCGUGUCGGUGGCAGGGUGGGGAGUGGAGGGAGGUGUUGAGUACUGGAUUGUUCGUAACUCAUGGGGAGAGCCAUGGGGUGAGAAAGGCUGGCUCAGGAUUGUGACCAGCGCCUACAAGGGAGGAAGUGGCAGCACAUACAACCUGGCAGUGGAGGAGGACUGCAUGUACGGAGACCCAAUCGUCCCCAAAUCCUACGUGUAGAGACCAACCACGACAGUGUGAGGGAGUCAUCACUGUGCCCUCUCAUGUGUCUUUUAUCUCAGGCAAAGAGGGACAAUUUUAAUGCAAAUUGGUAGAAAGGGAAUUAAUUAAGAUUCUUCUUUAUAGGGAUGUUUUUUUUUUAUUUUGCAGCCUGGUUAUCAGACAGGUGUUCUGAUUUUUACCUCACUGAAGGCUGUUUAACAGUCAGAAACUUGUUCAAGGAGUGAUUGGGGCAAGUAUCUUCUGUCCUACUGCUAAUUUUAGCACUGAAGGCUUAAAAGCUGUUAGAUAGAGAAACAAAAAUGCUUCAUAUCUUGUGAUUAAGAGGGGAAAGGGCGUUUCAUUGACACAUGCAAACUCAGCCAAAGACAACUGUGUUUAUAUUUUUCUCUGCGCUAAGACACUGAAUGUUUUCAGUGUUUGGGGUAGAUGAUUAAAAACUAUUGCACUAUGCCAUGUUCUACGAAAUGUAUUAAAAAACAGGAAAUAGUCUACUUUAAGUGUGCCUUACAUGACUUUCAGUGAAUUAUGUUGCUGUUUUUGUUUUUCAAACUUUGCCAAUAAACACAACACUUUCAUUAAUUCUCCACACA
Messenger RNA from Notolabrus celidotus (New Zealand spotty), 1690 nucleotides. It is a transcript of the gene ctsz, whose product is annotated as cathepsin Z. Gene Ontology annotation, cellular component: lysosome. The record is from RefSeq and is a predicted model, not a curated record. Gene Ontology annotation, molecular function: cysteine-type endopeptidase activity. The transcript has 6 exons. Bases 186 to 1097 code for a protein of 303 amino acids. NCBI's taxonomy places the organism in Eukaryota, Metazoa, Chordata, Actinopteri, Labriformes, Labridae.